UUAAAAUAGGUUGAUUGACCCCGUCCGGCCAUUAAGUAACCAAAUCAAAAUUCGACCUAAUUAAUAAUUAAUUAUCUUCCAAAUAGAUGUCUAUAAGUUGAUACCCACUCAUGGAUCAAAAUCUUGAACAAGUACAAUUCACAACAGCCAUGGCACCACCAAGAGUACCUUUAUUCCAAUUCUACCCUCACCUUCUUCUUCUUCUUUUCCUCUCAUUUGUACUGAUCAUGCAAACUGUAACACCAUUGCCAGUACACAAAGCUCCGAGACUAUCGCUACAUAAUAAAGACGCGUUACUAAUCUCGAGAAGCCGGCCCGGCGGCGCAAUAUCGGCCAAUGCUUUACUGGAUUUUAAGACAUAUUUUUACAGACAAACACUUGAUCAUUUCAACUAUGCACCUCAGAGCUAUGCAACUUUCAGACAAAGAUAUGUGGUCAACUCUAAAUACUGGGGUGGUCAAAGUUUUAAUAACUCCCCGAUUUUUGCGUAUCUUGGAGCCGAGGCGCCGAUCGAUAAUGACUUAAGCGUUGUUGGUUUUCUCAAUGACAAUGCUCCUUCUUUCAACUCUCUCAUAGUUUUCAUUGAGCAUCGAUACUAUGGAAAAUCGAUCCCCUUCGGGACGAUGGAGGAGGCGAUGAAAAACGAGACGACUCGUGGAUAUUUCAACUCGGCUCAAGCUAUAGCUGAUUACGCCGCGAUUUUGUCGCACAUCAAGCAUCAAUUUUCAGCGCACGAUUCGCCAAUAAUCGUCGUUGGAGGAUCGUAUGGUGGAAUGUUGGCUUCGUGGUUUCGACUAAAGUAUCCACACAUUGCUUUAGGUGCCCUGGCUUCGUCAGCCCCUAUUCUUUAUUUCGAUAAUAUUACACCACAAAAUGGUUAUUACUCUAUUGUUACCAAAGAUUUCAAGGAGGUUAGUGAUAAUUGUUACAAAACAAUUCGAAGAUCAUGGGCUGAAAUCGACAGAGUAGCAUCGAAACCUAACGGCCUCGACAUUCUUAGUCAAAGAUUCAAGACUUGCUCGAAAUUGAAUAAUGCGGAAGAGCUAAAGGAUUAUUUGGAGACGAUAUACGCGGUGGCGGCUCAGUAUAACCGUCCGCCGAAUUAUCCAGUGACGAUGGUGUGUAGAGGAAUCGACGGAGUUCACAACGGAAGCGACGGUGAUGUAAUUGGCCGUAUAUUCGCCGGCGUUGUUUCGUAUAAGGGGAAUAAGACAUGCUAUGAUAUGAAUACAUAUAAUUAUCCUUCUGAAACUAGCAUUGGAUGGCAAUGGCAAACUUGUAGUGAAAUGGUGAUGCCAAUUGGGAGAGGGCAAAACGAGACAAUGUUUCCGGCAGCACCUUUUAACUUAGAUGAAUUCAUCAAAAUUUGUUCAGAAAUAUAUGGUGUCCCACCUCGACCACACUGGAUCACUACUUACUAUGGCGGCCACGAUAUUAAAUUGGCUCUUAACCGGUUUGGCAGCAACAUAAUUUUCUCCAAUGGCCUAAGAGAUCCAUACAGUAGUGGAGGGGUGCUAGAAGACUUGUCCGAAAGCGUCGUUGCAGUAACUACACGUAACGGUUCGCACUGUCUGGACAUACUUCAAGCAACGAAAACUGACCCAGAAUGGCUGAUCAUGCAAAGAAACACAGAGCUUCAGAUUAUUCAAGGAUGGCUCACUACAUAUUAUGCUGACCUCAAAUCCUUAAACAAAUAGAAUAAAAGAACAAGCUUUAUAUAUAAUUGUUAUAUAAAUAAAUAUUGAUGAAGAUUGAAUCAUCAAAUUAACGUAUUACCUCUGUGUAAUUCAAAUCUACUGUGUGUUUAUUGUCGGAAGACCGAUUUUUAUGGAGAUGUAUAAAUAUUAAAUGAUUCACAUCA
Molecule: messenger RNA, 1861 nt
Organism: Erythranthe guttata (spotted monkey flower)
Lineage: Eukaryota; Viridiplantae; Streptophyta; Magnoliopsida; Lamiales; Phrymaceae
Product: Serine carboxypeptidase S28 family protein
Biological process (GO): proteolysis
Molecular function (GO): dipeptidyl-peptidase activity; serine-type exopeptidase activity
Source: RefSeq, a predicted model, not a curated record